GGAAGGACCCACCAGCCUUUUAGUUCCAAUUCAAACCCGAAUGACUUGUUGGGUUUUGGUCUUACAUUUUCUCAGCUGCCAAAAAUUGGGUUACUGAUUUCCUGGGGGAAAUUUGAGUGCUUUCUAGCUUAAUUUCUGCUGGGAAUAUUUAGCAGUGUUAUUGACAGUAAUGGCUGGGCCUGGACUAUGGUGGACUUGGAGGGUGCUUGGGUCUCUGCUGUUGGUGCCAGGAAUUCUGGGUUGGGGCAAAGAAGGCCACUUCGCAAUUUGCAAGAUAGCAGAGGGCUUUCUGAGUAAAGAUGCCCUGGCUGCAGUAAAAGAAUUGCUUCCAGCGUCUGCCGCGGGUGAUCUUGCUGAAGUUUGUUCCUGGCCUGAUGAGAUUCGAUACCAUUUGCGGUGGAGUAGUGCUUUACAUUAUGUUGACACACCAGAUUUUUUGUGUAACUACAAAUAUUGCAGAGACUGUCACGACCCUGCUGGACAUAAAGAUAGAUGUGUGACCGGAGCAAUUUACAACUAUACAAUGCAACUCUUUUCAGCUUAUCGUGACUCCAUCUCAGAAUCAAAGUACAACUUAACUGAAGCACUUAUGUUCUUGGCUCAUUUUAUUGGGGAUGUCCAUCAGCCCCUACAUGUUGGCUUCACUGGAGAUGCCGGCGGGAACACAAUAAUAGUCCGAUGGUAUCGCAGGAAGACGAAUCUCCACCAUGUCUGGGAUAAUAUGAUCAUUGAAUCUGCUGUAAAGACAUUCUAUAGUAAAGAUCUUGCAAUCAUGAUAAAGGCCAUUGAAAGUAAUAUUACGGAUGGCUGGCCCAAUGAUAUAUCAAAAUGGCAAAUUUGUGCAAAUAAUCAGACUGUAUGUCCAAAUGAAUAUGCUUCUGAAAGCAUUAGUUUGGCAUGCAAAUAUGCUUACAGAAAUGCCACACCAGGAAGCACACUGACAGAUGAUUACUUCCUUUCUCGGCUACCUGUUGUGGAGAAGAGGAUAGCUCAAAGUGGGGUCCGCCUGGCUGCUACCCUCAAUCGUGUUUUCUCGUCUGAAGCAAAAAUUGCUGAAGCAUGAAGGUAGAGGAUAGAGGAUAGGGAUGCAUCUUCGGAAGAUCACCUAUAGUGGGGCCCACCAUUGUUGCUUAAAAGCGUCAAGUUCCCCAUACGCAAGACCUCCCUCAUGUAUCAAAUUAGUGAAGUCUUAAUGUAUUCCUAAUAUGUUGAUGAUGCCCCUAAUAUGCCAGAAUAUGCCCAACACCUCAUCCCAUCUGGCUUGUGUUAAAGAAUCAAUCAGAGACUGACUUUUGGUUUGGGGUACUUAAAAUAGUUGGAAGACCAAACUUGUACUCAUUGAAUAACUUGAAUGACUUGUAAAUAUAAGCAACCAAGUCCCUCUGUCGGGCCUAUAAAUUAUCAGUAUUGUGUCAUCAUAUUGAGGAACAAAUUAGUUGGUUUUUUUCUCAGCAGAUAGAAAUUAAGAUGGACAGGUAUAGAUGCUUUGGGGGAUUUUCCCUUCA
Messenger RNA from Prunus mume (Japanese apricot), 1505 nucleotides. Its product is annotated as endonuclease 4-like. Gene Ontology annotation, biological process: DNA catabolic process. The record is from RefSeq and is a predicted model, not a curated record. Gene Ontology annotation, molecular function: endonuclease activity; nucleic acid binding. NCBI's taxonomy places the organism in Eukaryota, Viridiplantae, Streptophyta, Magnoliopsida, Rosales, Rosaceae.